AAAUUAUGAGUAAAAAAUGGUUAGAAAAACAAAUCAAAGGCUUAUUAUUAGAUAUAACCGGAGUUUUAUAUGAAAGUGGUUGUGAUACAGCUAUAGCUGGAAGUGUUGAUGCUAUCAAACGACUCCGGCAAAAUGGCAUACCUUUCCGUUUUUGUACGAAUGAAACGCAGAGAACCACCGAUUCAUUAGUCUCCAAAUUAAGACGUUUUGGCUAUGAGUUGGACAAAUCGGAAGUGAUAGCACCGGCACCAGCCGUACGACAUAUGCUUAUCAAACAAAACUUAAGACCUUAUUUAUUAAUCUACCCGGAAUUAAUGCCCGAAUUUGCGGACAUUGACCAAAGUAAUGCCAAUUGUGUGGUCGUUGGCGAUGCGGCACAACAUUUCACUUAUGAUGCGGUCAACAAAGCCUUUCAAUUGCUGUUAUCAAUGAAAGAUCCACUAUUGAUCUCAAUGGGAAAGGGUAAAUACUAUAAAGAGGGCAAUGAAUUGGUUCUGGAUUUGGGCGCCUAUACUGCAGCACUGGAAUACGCGACCGAUAAUAAAGCUGUUAUUAUGGGAAAACCAGCCAAAGAGUACUACAUGACUGCUAUCGACUCUAUGAAUCUCAAGCCCGAGGAUGUAGUUAUGAUUGGUGACGACAUCAAUAGUGAUGUUGGAGGCGCACAGCAAAUGGAUAUGAGAGGACUUUUGGUCAGAACAGGCAAAUACAGGCCAAGCGAUGAAAAUCACACAACAGUUAAACCAGACGCCAUUGUUAACAAUUUGGCCGAUGCUGUCAACCAAAUAUUGACGCACAGGGCUAUUGCAAACAACAGUGACAGCUAAUUGAUUAUUAUUAUUAUUAAUUAUUAUUAUU
Oppia nitens is the source of this 858-nucleotide messenger RNA. RefSeq names its product phospholysine phosphohistidine inorganic pyrophosphate phosphatase-like. Gene Ontology annotation, biological process: dephosphorylation. The record is from RefSeq and is a predicted model, not a curated record. Gene Ontology annotation, molecular function: phosphatase activity; inorganic diphosphate phosphatase activity. Bases 6 to 827 code for a protein of 273 amino acids. The transcript is spliced from 6 exons. Gene Ontology annotation, cellular component: cytosol. NCBI's taxonomy places the organism in Eukaryota, Metazoa, Arthropoda, Arachnida, Sarcoptiformes, Oppiidae.